AUGGUUUACUAGAUAACAUAAUUUUGACAAGAGGGAUUUUAUGCCUUCAAUAUCUAGGAUAUGACUGGUUAAUAAGACUUUACACGGGCAAGAUAGGUUUGUUAUGAAGAAGAGAAGCACUAUUGAUUUUAAUCUAUCCUUGUAGUCACGCAGAUGGCAUUGACAUCAUCCACCCCUUUGCAGCAGCAUUGUGGUUCCUCGUCCAUGGACACUUUACACUCAUUUCUAUUUGCUCACCAUUUCAGAAAUUCAUACGGGCACCCUUCAAGCCUAUCAGUCUCACAUUCUAACUCAAUUUUCUCAAACUGGGAAGUGAAAGGAACAUCAAAAAUCAGAUGGGUAUUUCCCAGGCUCAAGAUUUAUGCAGUCACAAGGAUUCCAUCCGACACAGAAAGCAGCAGCCCCAGUAAUAGCCCUCAACGGCUCCUGAGAGAACUAGCAGACAUGAAAACCAGAGAAAGAAGUCCAAGGCAAAAGUACAAACUGCCACCCAAAACAUACAUUUUGAAGACCCCCAUGGAUGACAGAAAGCUAGCAGAGAGGUUUCUCCAGAGCCCCCAGUUAUCACUGAAAUCGUUUCCUCUGCUGAGUUCAUGCUUGCCCGCAAAGAAUUUAGGUGACCUUGAUAGGGCCUGGAUGGAAGACAAUCUGCUGGAGGCCAAGCAGGCACUUGGUUACCCACUGGAGGUCCUGAACAACAUUGAUCAGAAUAGCCCUGCUGCACAUUUUGAUACACUAUUAUAUCUUGCAUUCCAGCAUGAGGAGAGUGAGAGGUCCAAGAAGGCCAGGUAUGUCAGAAUUGGGCACUCUAGACUUGCAUUUUUAGGCGAGUUUGUUGUGAGCUUUGCAUUGGCAGAGUUCUUCCUGCAGAGGUACCCGAGGGAGCCUCCUGCUUGUCUCAGAGAGAGGGUAUUUGGUUUGACAAACAAGAGAGUGUUGCCAUAUUGGAUCAAGGUUGUUUGUCUGGACAAUUUGGUCUUUCCUUAUGAUGACAUAACAAAAUUGAAGAGGCAUGAGCGUGAACCAAUUGUCAAGCAAGUAUUCUUUGCACUCAUGGCAGCAAUCUACCUAUGUUUUGGGACAACUGAAAUAUAUCGUGUUCUUUUUGAAGUAUUUGGAAUGGACCCAGACGCUGAAGAUUGUCAGCCAAAAGCCAGGCGACAGCUGGAAGAUAUUGAUUAUGUUUCUUCGGAGUAUGAAGGGAAGAACUUAACUUGGCAAGAAAUUGUUGCUUACAAGCGUCCUGCAGAUGCACUCUUUGCACAUCCAAGGCUUCAUAGAGCAUGUGUACCUCCUGGAAUUCAUAAAUUUCGAGGAAAUAUUUGGGAUGUAGAUUCCCUGCCACAUAUUUUGCAAGCAUUAGGGUAUCCUUUGCCAAUGUUGGACACAAUCCCCGAGGCAACUGAGGCCAGAAACAUUGAAUUAGGACUUGCACUUCAGCUCUGCUUCUUGCAUCCAUCAAAAUACAAGUUUGAGCAUCCUCGAUUUUGCUUUGAACGCUUUGAAUACGUUGGGCAGAAUAUUCAGGAUGUUACCAUGGCUGAGAGACUGCUUAUGAAGCACCUGGAUGCACCUGGGCAUUGGAUACAAGAGAAACAUCGUCGUUUACUUCUAAAUAGAUGGUGUGGAAGAUAUCUUCGUGAGAAGGGACUUCACAAAUCUAUUAUAUAUGGUGAACAAAGGAAACAAGCCUAUGAAGAAAACAGGAAACUUAGAAAUAUAGCUUCAACUGCUGUACAACAAGCUCUCCACGGUCUUGCAUACACUGUGUAUGGCAAACGCGAGGUCAGGCGUUUGAUGUUUGAGUAUUUUGAUUUUGAGCAGGUGAUGCCAAAAUCUCCGUAGGAAGUAUUAUGAAUCAAUUGUUGUUAAUCAGAGGCACUUGUAAUGCAAAAUUUCGUGCAUUCAUAACUACCAGUUUUGUACCAUAAUAGCACGCUGCACUAUGUAGCUAUUUCUUGUUGAUAACAAUUUGAGAAAUUUAUACAUUCAACGAUCAUUAAAUAGCUAUUGUUCAUUCGUUGGCACAUUGCUACUGUAAAUGAUGAUAUAAAGCAAAUGUUGGUAUUCCAGAAAGA
Messenger RNA from Cryptomeria japonica (Japanese cedar), 2078 nucleotides. Its product is annotated as ribonuclease III domain-containing protein RNC1, chloroplastic. Lineage: Eukaryota; Viridiplantae; Streptophyta; Pinopsida; Cupressales; Cupressaceae. Gene Ontology annotation, biological process: rRNA processing; regulation of gene expression. The transcript is spliced from 5 exons. Gene Ontology annotation, cellular component: nucleus. Gene Ontology annotation, molecular function: ribonuclease III activity; double-stranded RNA binding. The record is from RefSeq and is a predicted model, not a curated record. The coding region runs from base 154 to 1845 and encodes 563 amino acids.